AGUGAUUUGAACGUUGAUCCAUCGCCGAUAACUGCAGAGUUUAAUCCGUAUGCCAAUUCAGACUGGAUGGGCUCUCAGAUGGGAUCACUGAAGACCUUGCCAUCGAGCAAACUCGGUCCGGAAAUCGUCGAAUAUGAAUUACAUCCAGAGAACCUGGAUCUGCUCAACUUAGAUUCUUUUGAUAGCCAACAAUCGAUUUUGGAUCAAGACCUAAGUACGCAAACCUCUAUCUUGCGCCAACAGCUUUCAACUGCUAGUACCAGCAAUGAAGAGCUUCUCUUCGCACCUAUACCAUCCGGUAUGGGCUCCCUAGACAGUUAUGAUGGUGGAUUCCUACUCAAGAAUGAGUUAGAUGAUUGUGACAGUGGCCUAUCCAUGCCAGCCACCCCGCACGAUGACAUGCUCAGCUUCAACCAAGUAUCCAGGUUGUCGUCCGUUAUCUCAGCAGAUAGCCUUGACUCUAUUACUAGCGAUAUAUUUCCUGGCGAAGAAGUUCUGUCUAGCCACAAGAGUCAGCAACUCAACGAUCGCUACUCGAUGGCGUUCUGCGACACGCCUGAUAUAACUGACUCUAUAUCCUUCAAUUACAAUGACUUCGGUAGGGCUUCUACAAGCUCCUUCGGAAGUGAUAUGACUUUUUCAUCCGGCGCUUCGGUGGGCAAUGAAUCUCCAAAGGAAGACGUCAAACUUUAUACACCACAUGCAACUCAAACGCUGCUUGCUAGUCAAGUGCCCAGCACUGUUCAGCAGUUUCAGCAGCAGCAGCAGAAGCAACAAUACCUACAGCAAGGACCUCCCGUGGGCACCAGACAUGCUCACAUGUACAGAGCUGUGGAGGAAUACGCUAGCACCGGCUCGAUGGCGAGCAUACAGAGUGCUACCAACGACUUGAACAGCUCCAAGUCACAGAAAACAUCCGACACAACUCCACAAGUCGCAAAUGCGACUUCUACCGGUAACCCUACGCCUCAGAUCAGAGCCAGAUCAUCCGAUAGUGUCUCAUCUUGCGGUUCUACGGGAGUAGUGAAAAAGACAAAGCGGCCUUCAAAGGCUACCACUGCAAACAAAGCACAAGCCCAGCUUGCUAAGAAUGCCAGUAAAAUAGAGCAACCACAUCAAACCAAAAUUCCUUCCAAACUCGGAGAAAGUGCGGUUAAGCGCGCAGUAUCUGGUAGUGUUCUGAACUCUACAUCUACCAACCCUACUGGUAACUCUAAAGCGGGGUCUACACAGGGACAGAAGGCUGAUUCUACGACACCCGUAGCCUGCGCCAACUGCGAGACAACCACCACCACCAUGUGGCGCAACAACUCUGCUGGCCAGGUUGUUUGCAAUGCUUGUGGCCUAUACGAGCGUGUCAAUAACUGCACGCGACCCAAGUACCUCAAGAGUCAAACCAUCCGUCGCCGCAAGCCUCGUCGAUGCAAGCAAUUGGAACAAGGUGUUCGCCCAUGUGUCGUCCAGAUCCGACCCAACCUGAAUACCUUGGGGCCUCUUGCACCCAUCCAGCAAUCGCAUAUUUACAACCCCAAGAUGCAGCACCAGCAGCAGAUUAUCACUGCACAGCACCCGCAGCGAGACUUGGGCAACAAUCAAAUCCAGCAGGGACACGCUCAGGCACAAACUCAAGGCAUGACCGGACAGAGCGCUAGACCACUGGCCAAGGUUAGUGCAUCGGCCACUGAGAAGCCUCCUGUGACUUUGAAACGAAAGAUCGACCAAUCUUCUGGCUUGAAGCGCUCUGCCUCUCGCAUGUCCUACAGUCCCUCUACUGGACAGCACAUGGGGUAUCAGAACUCAAACAGCAAUCCCGCGAAGAAGCUCCGAAUGGCUGAAUCCGUUCCGACUCCAUCCAACAUUCGUUCCGCCACUUUGCCAAAGCCCAUGAAUGUGGCCGGCUCAAGCGACAUCACGCUGUCAUCUAAAGGUGCGGUAGCCUUCAACAGCAGUAUGCAACGAGUGAUCAUGAACCGUUGCAAGAACAUUCGCCGUCCUGUCGACUACGAAGCCGGAUCGACGUCCUCAAUCCUUGCUUCAGUAGUCAAGGCAGAGCUUGUGUAAUCCUGCCAAGCUAAAACAUAUAUCCGCCUGUACUCUCCUGGCACUCGAACUACAAACUACGACUGGCAACAACAAACCGAGCGCCAGGAGAGGGCAACAACCAAACAUGUGUACAUAGAAAUGAAAAAUACUACAAAAAUCGCCCAAGACUACGAUAGCGACUACAACGAUUGCCAAAAACUAUGCAAGUUACUGUGAUACUUUCUUCGCCAUAUGACUAGGAACAAGCACUAACCAGAACAAGAAAGAAAUAACUUACGAAGGCGCAUCUGUGAUGCCCUGGGGUCACUAUAGUCACUAUAGACCAUCUGUCCGAAUCCGCAAUAAACCAUCCCGUAUCCACAA
Sphaeroforma arctica JP610 is the source of this 2406-nucleotide messenger RNA. RefSeq lists its product as hypothetical. Gene Ontology annotation, biological process: negative regulation of transcription by RNA polymerase II; positive regulation of transcription by RNA polymerase II. The record is from RefSeq and is a predicted model, not a curated record. The annotation marks the transcript as partial. Gene Ontology annotation, molecular function: DNA-binding transcription factor activity, RNA polymerase II-specific; RNA polymerase II cis-regulatory region sequence-specific DNA binding; zinc ion binding. The transcript is spliced from 2 exons. Lineage: Eukaryota; Ichthyosporea; Ichthyophonida.